AUGUCAGAUAAACAUGCAAUCCAGAGACUGAUGGACAGAUGGAGAUAUGUUAGCUAUGAUCAGCCUAUUUUAAUUCCUGGUUAUAUUUCUUCACAAGGUUCUGCUCCUGAACUGAGAAAGUGGUACAGUGUCCCACCAGCAGAUCUUUAUCAUCUCAGUGCUGUGUUGGUUGAAAAAGAAGUUGAAACACAAUUUCAGUCCGAUUUCAUGAAUUGGCAGUUCCAUUACAUUGGAUUCCCUGUAGAACUGGAAACAAAAUAUUUCAUCCAUGCUUACAAUCUACCCCCAGCAAAUAUAAAAGAGGAUUUUCCAUCAAAAUCCAUUCUGUUAAUUACACCAGGGUUUGUGGUGCCUUUCACAAGCACUGUUAUAGCAGAAAUCCGUUUCAUCACUUACGUAGUUGUUAAAAAUUUUGAACUGAAAUCUUUUCAACCCCCGGGAAGUUUGUGGAAUCCGAAUAUAACUGUUUGUAAAAUAGAGACAGAAUUAGAAGUGAAUUUUACAACAAGCAGUCUUGGGGCUUCCAAACUGAUGUUACUCUAGAUGUGGGAGAAAAGGAGAAUUGCUGAAAAAGGUCCUGCACGAUGGCUUGCUGCAAAAACAGCAGCAAAUAGGGUGAUUUUCCUCAGUUCAAACCCUACCACUGGUGCAUGUAAAGUGAGUAACCAUAGUAACAUGGCAAAUACAUUCACUCUUGCAGUUAACCUCUUCUGCAGUGACAUGACAAAGCACUCCUCUGUACAAAAAUAUAUAGUUGUUUCUUUCCAUGAGGUGAGUUCACAAGACACUUUACCAAGGGCUUUGAACUUCUGUCCAAAAUACUGUCUUAUGAAGGACAUACAUUGA
This is a messenger RNA of Egretta garzetta (little egret), 846 nucleotides long. It is a transcript of the gene IL17RB, whose product is annotated as interleukin 17 receptor B. The record is from RefSeq and is a predicted model, not a curated record. NCBI's taxonomy places the organism in Eukaryota, Metazoa, Chordata, Aves, Pelecaniformes, Ardeidae. Gene Ontology annotation, molecular function: interleukin-17 receptor activity.